AUGGGGUCACCGGGGAGGUUGCAUCAGGCAGGCCGUUCAAAGGCUCAAGACCCCGACGAGUCUGUCUCGUCUUUUGCGAGCGGGCCAGCACCUGUGAAGCCAGCGGUGUACUAUGCCUGGAAAGCGGAUCAGAAGGUCGACCAUGAGUCGUUCCAGCGCAUGCUGGCGGAGUACAGGACGGCCAAGGACCAGCAGAAGAGCGACCAGCUCAAGAUCCGCCAGUGGGUGGCCUAG
This is a messenger RNA of Monoraphidium neglectum, 234 nucleotides long. RefSeq lists its product as hypothetical. The transcript is spliced from 2 exons. The record is from RefSeq and is a predicted model, not a curated record. Bases 1 to 234 code for a protein of 77 amino acids. NCBI's taxonomy places the organism in Eukaryota, Viridiplantae, Chlorophyta, Chlorophyceae, Sphaeropleales, Selenastraceae.